Ascochyta rabiei is the source of this 2085-nucleotide messenger RNA. RefSeq lists its product as uncharacterized. The coding region runs from base 1 to 2085 and encodes 694 amino acids. Lineage: Eukaryota; Fungi; Ascomycota; Dothideomycetes; Pleosporales; Didymellaceae. The record is from RefSeq and is a predicted model, not a curated record. The transcript is spliced from 2 exons.
AUGAUACCACAUGCAUACUGGGGGAAAAGUCGCAUACAGAUGCUAUGCAGUUCUCGGCUUGCUACGUGUAACGCUGUCCGUGUUUACAGACCCCUCAUAUGGGUCAUGUGCGCUAGUAUUUCACUGCUGAGCGCAAGGCAUCUACUAGUGGAGCAAAACAUGCAUUUUCCCCUACAAAUCUACUUCACUCAGCUUGCCAUCGCUGCCAUCUUGACAUUGCAGCCGCGCCCGGCAUGGAGAUAUGUUCAGAGGCUUGUCCGUGGUGCAUCACAGCCCUCGAGGUCGAUGACAAGAGGGAUAGCACUCCUCGCAACAUCACUAUGCUUCACGUCUUUAUCUACAAUAUGUAUUCUGCAAGCGACGUUGCACUUCUAUAACUUACCAGUCUUGGUCAUGAUCACUCUCAUAGCCUUCUUCGCUGAAGACCUGUACCUUCACAUCACCCACGCAAUACCCCACACACACGCCGAACUACUUCGUGUCAGCCUAAUCGCGUUCGCGAGCGCGGCGCUUCUAUUCACAGAGUAUCGACUCACCGUGCCGAACCUAGCAACAUCAAUCAUGGCCAUGCUGCUUGCUGGAGUUGCCCGGGCCCUGCGGAAGCUGGUCAUCAUACACCAUCCAGAUGUAGUUGCGGAAGACGUGAUUCCGACAAGCUUGCAUGUUGUUGCAGGCGCGCUGAUUGGCAUAGCUUGGAUAACGGUCUUCGAAACAGGCAAUCAGGCUUUUGCCUUCAAGGUCAGAAGCAUUCCAUUGCUCGCUCUUAAUGCGUCGGCAUCCGCUGUAGCGAUGCUACUGGGAAAUUCGAUAAUACUUCCUCUGUACAGCGAGCCAGCUGACACGUCUUUCCAAACUGUCGGUGCUCCAGUGGAUCGUCUCUGGGAUGCUUUGACCCUUACUCUUCUCACUGGCAUUGUAGGGAGCUAUUCGACACUAUUGACAGCCCGCUCAUAUACGAACAUCUACCAGUUCUGCUGCUUCCCGCUUGCAAUAAUGUGUAUAGGCAGCAGCGCUUACGUCUCUGCAACGAACCGUUGCUCGCAGAAUCCGUGGAAUGCCCUGAGCACAUAUGAGCUCGUAAACUCACCCUCGGCGCUAUCGGCAGAAGAUAGCGAUACGAUCGAUUUCACAGAGGAGACACACCAUUCCGCAGUGCCAGCUUUGAAGUCAAGCUCCCCAGGCAACCCGUUCAGCAAGUAUUUGUUUGGUAUCAGCAUAGCCUCACUUUGGGCGGCGUAUGGAAUCUUGAAUUUCACUGAGCGACAAGAGCGUCGCAGUCCGGUCCUCCUUGAUCAAAAUUACGUUCCGCAACUACCCGUGGAGAUCGUGCUGAGCAUGUACAAAGAGCCUAUCGACGAAGUGCGCAAGCUUGUCACCCACCUGCAGAGCAUGCCAGCUCUUUCUGAUGCACACGUUACAAUCUACAUCAAGGACAGCGAGGCCAACAACGCUUACGUCAAGGAGCAAACAGGCGCCCAUAAUAUCACCACACUACCAAACGUGGGACGAGAAGGUGAAACAUUCCUCAAUCAUAUCCUGAACAGGUGGCACGACCUUGCAAGACAGACCAUAUUCCUACAAGCUGGUAUACACAACCCAAGGGAAUUCUACACCCACGUCAGCAACUACUACGACCGUGCCCAGACUGGAUUUCUCAACCUCGGAUGGCCUGGCCGCCUCUGCGAGUAUGGGAAUUGCAGUGACAGGUUCGGCUGGCAAGACAACUUACAAUUCAUUCCGCAGGUCUGCAAGCAGAUGUACAACUCAACGACCUGCGAGAACGUCCUGCUUAGCUACAAGGGCCAGUUCAUUGUCUCUGCCGCACGAAUCCGUGGUAUCAACAAGGACAUAUACCAUGAUUUAUGGCAGGCCUUUGUUGACGAAAACAACCCGGCGCAUCAACCCAGCAAUCUGCAAGGACGGCCCGACUCGAUGAGUGCGCCCGAUUUUGGCUACACGAUGGAGAGGCUGUGGAACUUGCUGUUUCAAUGUUCUAGUGUUGACGUGGGUUGGAAGUGUCCCACGUUGGUGAGUGGAUGGCGCAUCGGUGGCGAUAUCAGCGAUUGCCAGUGUUUUGAUACGUAG